ACCAUCCUUAAAAGAGCAGACUAUAGUACGAGUCUCUUUAGAACAGGUUGAGAGAGGGAGAGAUAUGCAGCUGGUAUGAGUGUGUGUGCGCACAUGUGAGUGUGUGUGGCAAUGGGUAAUGUCGCUUUGGAGACUCAGCGCACUAUCCAGACAGCAGCCAUGCUCGGCAGAAGAGUGGCAGGAUAGAAACUUUUCCUCUCUAAAGGUGUUACUAAGGCCAGUUGUUUGUGUUCACCAAUUCAGGACCCACUGAAAGAGGAGCUGCAUUCUGUUGAGUCCGACUUUAUACCAUGGUUGUUCCAAAGUCACCAGAUAAGAAAUGCAACCAGAACAGCGGUUUCGGAACACACAUCAGUGAAAACCCAUCCCUCUCCCAGCUUCCUGGAAGUCUAAAACAUUUGAACUCUAAUGGAAGUAUAUCACCAGCUGACACCAGUCUCCAGCGCGAGCCUCAGGAAUACACUGAGACGGACUCUCUGCUGCCAAAUGAGCUCCAUAGUGGGUCCAGGUUCAGCGCAUCCACGAGAACUAAGGAUGAUGAGGUCUCAGGGGCGGCUUCAGAAUCCAUGCGCUCAAUGGUGCUACAAAUCCUGGUGCCAUUUCUGCUGGCUGGGCUUGGCACAGUUUCAGCUGGAAUACUACUCGACGUGGUUCAGAGCUGGGAUGUGUUCCAAGAAAUCACAGAGAUCCUCAUUCUGGUCCCUGCUGUUUUAGGCAUGAAGGGAAACCUUGAAAUGACGCUGGCUUCAAGACUCUCCACUGCUGUGAAUGCAGGCAGAAUGGACAAUUCCAGGGAAAAGUGGAUGCUGAUCGUUGGUAAUCUGGCUCUUAAACAACUGCAAGCCACAGUGCUGGGCCUGUUAGCUUCUCUGAUGGCAACUCUGCUGGGCUGGAUGGCAGAGGGACAGAUGCCUUUUGAUCACAUUGUGCUCCUGUGUUCAACCAGUGUUUCUACAGCUUUCAUGGCCUCGUUGCUGCAAGGCAUCCUUAUGGUGGGAGUAAUCAUUGGCUCCAAACGGUUGGGGAUCAACCCUGACAAUGUGGCCACGCCCAUGGCAGCCAGCUUUGGAGAUCUCAUCACUCUGGCUUUGUUGGCAUGCUUCAGUCAAUGGUUCUACUCCAUCACCAAACUUUAUCCCUUCGUGUUGUACCUGGUCAACCUUGCAUAUUUAUGCCUGAUACCUGUCUGGGUGGUUGUAUCCUCCAAACACCCAGCCAGUCAUAUCCUGCUCCGUACAGGCUGGGAACCAAUCAUUACAGCGAUGGUCAUUAGCAGUAUUGGAGGACUUAUUCUGGACAAGACUAUGUCAGAUCCAAACUUGACUGGGAUAAUAGUUUUUGCACCAGUUAUAAAUGGUGUUGGAGGAAACCUGGUCUCCAUACAGUGUAGUCGCAUUUCCACAAAUCUGCAUUUGAAUUAUUCACAUGGAGAGGUUCCCGAGGGUCGUAAGGGCUGCUUCAACCCCUGUCACACUUUCUUCGGUUCAGGAUCAAACCACAGAUCUGCUCAGGUUCUACUCCUUUUGGUUCUUCCUGGUCAGUUGAUCUUCUUGCACACCAUUUACUUGAUGAAAGGAGGCCUCACUUUGCCCAGUCCACUCUUCACUGUCUUCUUCUUGUCUGCCUCCCUACUCCAGGUCUUUUUCCUGCUGUAUGUAGCUGACUGCUUGGUCCACUGUCUGUGGAGGAGGGGCAAAGACCCAGACAGUUACUCAAUCCCCUACCUCACAGCCCUCGGAGACCUUCUGGGGAUCGCUUUCCUCUCUCUUGCCUUUCUUGUUCUGUGGUGCAUUGGAGACUCGGGCAGUGUGUAGACCGAAAAGAAGUCGAACUAAACAACAGAUUGUUAUGUUGAUGAAAAGGAUAGCCGGUAAGAGAGAGUAAGUUCCUCUCCUUACCUCCUUACCUGCCCCGUACAAUAGGAAGACAGGACCCAACCGAAUGUUUUUGGCCAGUUACUUCUGACAUGAAACAGGCCAGCUCCCAAAUCAUGCAGAUAACAUUGGAAUGUGAUAAGAAAGUGUGUGUGUGGAUGUUGACCUUGAAGACGUGUAUCUACUGCAACAGAGAGAAAAGGAGGAUGUGUGGGCACACCUAAAGUUUAACACAAGAGUAUAGUUCUAAAAGGAAUAAGACAAUCAGUAAUUUACAUGGAUUAUGUUAUAGCAUACAAUGCCAAAGUGAGUAAUUAUAGCCCAAUU
This is a messenger RNA of Menidia menidia (Atlantic silverside), 2201 nucleotides long. The record is from the annotation of a GenBank genome assembly. NCBI's taxonomy places the organism in Eukaryota, Metazoa, Chordata, Actinopteri, Atheriniformes, Atherinopsidae.